AUGGCAAGUGCAGCCAGUCAUGUCCUUUUAGCGGAAACAUGGAGCGAAGAGAUUGAUCCAACAGAUUGGUGGAUGAGUGAAAAACUGGAUGGUGUUAGAGCAUAUUGGAGUGGUUCGAACUUUUACUCGCGACAAGGCAAUUUAUUCCAUGUUCCAGAUUUUUUUAAAGAAAAAUUACCAAAAGUACCAUUAGAUGGUGAACUCUGGUGUGGACGAGGCUUGUUUCAAAAAUGUAUAAGUAUUGUAAAAAAACAAGCAAAUAAGGUCGUACCAGAAGAUUAUAAAUUGAUAACUUAUUUGAUAUUCGAUGCUCCAAGUCACGGCGGGAAAUAUGAAGAUCGCGUUAAAUUUCUUAAAGCAAAUAUACCAGAAAAUGAUGACAAAUGCUACGCCACAGUUGUUGGUAUAAAGAAAUGUGAAGGAAUGGAUCAUCUGAAACGAUGUUUAGCCGAUGUAAACAACGCUGGUGGAGAAGGAAUUAUGCUUCGAAAACCCGGAUCCUUGUAUGAAAACAAACGAAGUAGUACUUUGCUUAAAGUGAAAACGUUUUAUGAUGAAGAAGCUCUUGUUGUUGGUCAUAAACCGGGAAAAGGCAAUUGCACGGGAAUGCUAGGAGCACUUGAAUGUGAAUUACCAAAUGGCAAACGAUUUGAUUGUGGAUCAGGUGAGCGUUAG
Didymodactylos carnosus is the source of this 675-nucleotide messenger RNA. The record is from the annotation of a GenBank genome assembly. Lineage: Eukaryota; Metazoa; Rotifera; Eurotatoria; Philodinida; Philodinidae.